CUUCUCUCAUACAACACCGAAUUGCUUCAAAAAUGGAUAAAAUGAAAGCUGCGCUCGCAGCGCUUCGAUCGGACCCCGAAUUGUCAAUUACUGAUGCCGCUAAGCACUACGGUUGUGGCCGGAGUGGCCUCUCAAAGCGCUUUAACGGAAAGACCUCUGCACGCGACAAUGCACUCAAAAAUCAACAAUUCCUCAAUAGAGCGCAAUCUAAUGCGCUUAUUAAGCAUAUACACAAGCUUACAGAGCGCUCGUUGCCUCCUACAAUCUCUAUGCUUCGAAAUAUAGCCUUUGAAAUUAAGGGCGAAAGGCCUGGCCAUAAUUGGCCUACUUAGUAGAUUACUGCGCAUAAAGAAAAGCUAGGAACGGGCUUCCUUUGUACACUAGAUGCAGAGAGGAAGAAGGCCGACUUAGAAUAGUACUAUUAAGAGUACUUUGCUUUUAUAGAGGCUAAAAUAGCUAAGUAUAGUAUUAAGAAAAAAAAUAGCUAUAAUAUAGAUAAAAAGGGC
This is a messenger RNA of Mytilinidion resinicola, 506 nucleotides long. RefSeq lists its product as uncharacterized. Lineage: Eukaryota; Fungi; Ascomycota; Dothideomycetes; Mytilinidiales; Mytilinidiaceae. The record is from RefSeq and is a predicted model, not a curated record. Gene Ontology annotation, molecular function: DNA binding. The transcript has a single exon. Bases 33 to 332 code for a protein of 99 amino acids.